AUGAUGUGGUCCAACUUUUUCAUGCAAGAGGAGGACCGGCGGCGGGAGGCUGCGGGCCGGCGGCGGGCUCAGGGGCAGCACCAGCUGACGCCGGAGCUGGAGGGGAAGAUCAAGCUGGGGCUCCUGCUGAGCGCCGUGGGCUCCACGCUCGCUGUGCUGGCGGUGGGCACCGAGUUCUGGGUAGAGCUCAACACCUACAAGACCAAUGGCAGCGCUAUCUGCGAUGCUGCCCACCUGGGGCUCUGGAAGAUGUGCACCAAGCGACUGUGGCAGGCCGACGUGCCCGCGGGCAGAGACACCUGCGGCCCCGCAGAGCUGCCUGGAGAAGCAAACUGUACCUAUUUUAAAUUCUUUACCACGGGGGAGAAUGCACGCAUCUUCCAGAGAACUACAAAGAAAGAGGUAAAUCUGGCAGCUGCAGUGAUAGCAGUGCUGGGCCUGGCAGUCAUGGCCUUGGGGUGCCUCUGUAUCAUCAUGGUGCUCAGCAAAGGUGCAGACUUCCUACUCCGAGUUGGAGCCGUCUGCUUUGGCCUCUCAGGUCUGCUGCUCCUGGUCAGCCUGGAGGUGUUCCGGUAUUCCGUGCAAGCCCUCCUGCAGAGAGUCAGCCCUGAGCCUCCCCCGGCCCCCGCCCUGACCUAUGAAUACUCCUGGUCCCUGGGCUGUGGUGUGGGGGCCAGCCUGGUUCUGCUGCUGGGGGGAGGCUGCUUUCUCCUGCUCACCCUGCCUCCCUGGCCCUGGGGCUCACUCUGCCCCAAGCAGGGGCACAGGGCCGCCUAGAGCCACCACUGUGCCUUCUGCAAACUCCUUCUAAACCUUUCCUUUUUCCCAUUUUAUGCCCCCAAAUCUGCCCCCCC
Messenger RNA from Callorhinus ursinus (northern fur seal), 854 nucleotides. It is a transcript of the gene CACNG6, whose product is annotated as calcium voltage-gated channel auxiliary subunit gamma 6. Gene Ontology annotation, biological process: regulation of calcium ion transmembrane transport via high voltage-gated calcium channel; calcium ion transport. Gene Ontology annotation, cellular component: membrane; L-type voltage-gated calcium channel complex. NCBI's taxonomy places the organism in Eukaryota, Metazoa, Chordata, Mammalia, Carnivora, Otariidae. Gene Ontology annotation, molecular function: calcium channel regulator activity. The record is from RefSeq and is a predicted model, not a curated record.